CAAAAAAAAACAAAAAAAAAAAAAAACAGAGCAGCAUAUAAAGCACCAAAUGUGUGACCUCUUCAAACCUUCUUGCGGUUCUCCUGUCCACAUUUUGUAUUUACAACCCGUGUCAUGGAAAGCUGGAUUCUAAUCACUCUGGUGACAAUACCAGGUGUCUGGAGUGGAAACUGGGGAGUGAGACUGGAAAAUCAGUGUGCUUUAAAGGGGAUGUCUACAGUUAUUAAAUGCACUUACGACUACCCUUCUAUGAACAUUGUCACUUCAGUCACCUGGUAUAAAGCCAUACGUGAAAGUCGUGGCUUGAUGCUGUAUCGGCUUUCUAGUCUUAGAAAACCCAGAGGCCACUUUGAAUACCAAGGUGACCGCUGGAGUGACUGUAAGCUGAAGAUCAACAAUGUACAAUGGUCAGAUGAAGGGUCGUACUAUUUCGGUUUCGAGACCACGCUCAACCGAUGGACAAGCCGGACACACGCGUAUCUGUCAGUGAAAGAGCUGACCACUGUUGUGCAGCCAAGCACUGUGACAGAGGGAGAGCGUGUCAACCUGACCUGUGUGUCAGGUUGUUCUGAACCCAUGGACGUUGUCUGGUUCAGAGAUGGACAGCCUGUUUCGAGUGUGGUCUUCCAGGCCAGUAGAAGGGACGCUGGGAGGUACCACUGUGCCAUCCUGGGACAGGAGCAUGUCAAAUCGGCCCCCGUGGCUCUGAACGUUCAGUACGCUCCCGAGAAAGUGAAACUGUCACUGAGUCCAGUGGGAGACAUCAUGGCAGGGGACACGGUGACUUUCACCUGCAGCAGCGACGCCAACCCUCCCGUGACUGAGAGUGGAUACAGCCUGUAUAAGGACGGAGAGUUUAUCGGCUCUGGGCAGAGCCACAGCAUCUCGGACAUCCAGCCCGGCCACAUGGGACGGUACUACUGUCAGGCCUGGAAUAACGUGAGCAGGAUGAUUAACUCCACUGAAGUUCUCCUUGAUGUCAAGUACCCUCCGAUGAACAUUUCUGUCUCAAUGGAUCCGCCGCAUGUUGUUGAAGGCGACGGCGUGAAUCUGACCUGCAGCAGCUCAGCCAACCCCGCAGCGGACAACUACACCUGGUACAAGCGCACCGCCCCCAGCAGCUCCAGCUCACUGCUCCAGGUGGGCUCCGGACAGAUGCUGUCACUUCCUGUUAUGACGCCGUCCCACGCUGGACUCUACAUGUGCCAGGUCAGGAACACAGCUGGCGUGAGCAACUCAACCGAGGUUCAGCUGGUGAUGGUGGAAAAGCAGUCUGACAGCCCGCCAUUUCCUAUCUUGGCCGGAAUCGGGGUCUCUUUUGUUGUGACACUGGUGAUUGCUGCGCUUUUAUUCUGGAAGAAAUGGAGAACUAGCGCAGACAAAAAAAACGCCAUGACUGACCUGAAGCAAGGUGGAGAGGAACCCAUUUAUGCGACUACUACUGAUGCCGUUUAUGCCAGCGUUCACAUGGGACCAACCUCUGCUCCGCUCGUCUCUGCUCAGGCAUCUGCUUCUCUUAUGAACUCACACCAUCAUGUAAAUACUGUGCAUAACCCCACAUUGGACGACGAUGAGGUUACCUACACCACAGUGACCAUCAACCCCAGAAACAAGAUGAACAACGGCAGAACGCCACAGGACACCAGAUGCAAACCGGAGCGGAGUGACGACACUGUGAUCUAUGCCACUGUGGUUACAUGACGCUCAGGUUCAUCGUCGUGCCAUGUGUCGACAUCCUCCUAAGAUUUAUGAAAUGUUCACAGCUCCGAGUCCCGUUGGUUAAACUGUGACCUUUGUUCAUGUGCAAUAGUCUUGAAACAAACGGGGUUAAUGUUCAAAGUAUCGAUUAUUGACACUUUGUAUUCAUGAUAUUUAUUUGUGGUGCAAUUUAUUUUUGUGGUCUGUGACUGUGAAUACUUGAUUUUACUUAAUGUGACUUUUGCUUAAAGUUUGAAAGUUUAAAGGUUGUUUGUAAAAAUAAUUGUUUUUAUAUCUAUUGUGUCUGAGACACUGUAUUGUUGUAUAAUAAUAAUUAAUAUAUUAUGAUAGUUCUGUUGUGCUUUCUCAGUGGUAAAUAACUAUUUUAUUUUAAUGAAUAAAUGAAAGUGAUAAUGUUA
This is a messenger RNA of Mugil cephalus (flathead mullet), 2117 nucleotides long. Its product is annotated as B-cell receptor CD22-like. The record is from RefSeq and is a predicted model, not a curated record. NCBI's taxonomy places the organism in Eukaryota, Metazoa, Chordata, Actinopteri, Mugiliformes, Mugilidae. The coding region runs from base 115 to 1701 and encodes 528 amino acids. The transcript has 10 exons.